Gamsiella multidivaricata is the source of this 447-nucleotide messenger RNA. RefSeq lists its product as uncharacterized. Bases 1 to 447 code for a protein of 148 amino acids. The transcript is spliced from 2 exons. The record is from RefSeq and is a predicted model, not a curated record. Lineage: Eukaryota; Fungi; Mortierellomycota; Mortierellomycetes; Mortierellales; Mortierellaceae.
AUGAUCAUCACCAAGACUGAAAGGAGCCAAGGUGCGACCAAGGCACAGAGCGCGGCCAAGGUACAAAAGCGCUACAAAGAACUAACCAAGCGGAAACCCUCUUCUCCCCCAGUUGCCAAACAGAUCGCACAGGCUUCUGAGAGCGUGGCCAACUAUGAGGAUCAGCUGGCAAAGAUGCGCAAGUUCCUCAACAGCAGCUCCGAGCCGAUCUGCGAUCCCCAGUGGUUUGCAGGCAUGCAAAAGAAGCUCAACUUCACGAUCGAGCAAGGAGCGACGCUCACGGUCUUCAGGAAGCCGUCGGGAGAUGCCACACUUGACGAUCUUGUCGUUCUCGAACGCGAGUGUUUGAGGGUGCAGCGCCAUGAAAACACGUUGCAAGUGAUGGCUCUUAUUGAGCGCACUCUUGCGAGCGAGAAACAGGUACUUGCCAGGCUGCAAGCCUUGUAA